Messenger RNA from Pan troglodytes (chimpanzee), 684 nucleotides. RefSeq lists its product as uncharacterized. Gene Ontology annotation, cellular component: ribosome; small ribosomal subunit. Gene Ontology annotation, molecular function: structural constituent of ribosome. Gene Ontology annotation, biological process: translation. NCBI's taxonomy places the organism in Eukaryota, Metazoa, Chordata, Mammalia, Primates, Hominidae. The record is from RefSeq and is a predicted model, not a curated record. The transcript is spliced from 2 exons. The coding region runs from base 1 to 684 and encodes 227 amino acids.
AUGCCAAUUGAUCCUGCUAGGCCCUUAAGGGAGGGACUGCGUUUAUUGAUCAUGAAAUCCCCAGAGCCCCCAACAGGGUAUUGUCCUGUUAAGGGGUGGCCGCAUGGCCCAGAGGCACAGAGCCCUGCUCUGGUGUCUGUGACAUCUGCAGGGAUGGAGGACAUUGCCUUACAGGAGGUCUCAGGCCCAGGCACUGGCAGCCUCAACCCAGGCACUGUAGGCACUGGCAAAGAGCAGCCGACCCCGGGACCCCCUGCAACAACAGCAGCUUCCAGGCUCUGCCCCAGUGACAGCUCACAGCACUGGUCCCAGGAGGAAGGCAGGGAGACGGCAGGUGUAGGUGGAAAAACACCUGUGGAGCUGGAGGUGGUAAUUCACCCAAUUCGAAUCACUCUAACGAGCCGCAAUGUAAAAUCCCUGGAAAAGGUGUGUGCUGACUUGGUCAGAGGAGCAAAGGAAAAAAAGCUCAAAGUGAAAGGACCAGUUGGAAUGCCUAGCAAGACUUUGAGAAUCACUACAAGAAAAACUCCUUGUGGUGAAGGUUCUACGACAUGGGAUGGUUUCCAGAUGGGAAUCCACAAGCGACUCAUUGACUUGCACAGUCCUUCUGAGAUUGUUAGGCAGAUGACUUCCAUCAGUAAUGAGCCAGGAGUUGAGGUGGAAGUCACCAUUGCAGUUGCUUAA